Messenger RNA from Xenopus tropicalis (tropical clawed frog), 1969 nucleotides. RefSeq names its product potassium voltage-gated channel, modifier subfamily S, member 3 (gene kcns3). Lineage: Eukaryota; Metazoa; Chordata; Amphibia; Anura; Pipidae. The record is from RefSeq and is a predicted model, not a curated record. The coding region runs from base 186 to 1658 and encodes 490 amino acids. Gene Ontology annotation, cellular component: membrane; voltage-gated potassium channel complex; plasma membrane. The transcript is spliced from 2 exons. Gene Ontology annotation, biological process: protein homooligomerization; monoatomic ion transport; potassium ion transport. Gene Ontology annotation, molecular function: monoatomic ion channel activity; voltage-gated potassium channel activity.
UGAGCAGCUCCAAUGAUGGCUGUGUCUCUCCCGGCUCCGUCCCCUCCCCAUGCAGCCUGAGUGCUCGGCAGAGACCGGUUGCUGCUGCUGCAGAGCCUGGGACUCUCUGCACUGAUCCAGCGUCCGAGCCCCACAGCCCAGAUGAAAUGUAAUCAACCAGGGCAAUAAAGUGAAGCUCAUCCAAGAUGGUUUAUGGCGAGUUCUUUCACAGAACUAAGAAUGAGGAAGAACUGGUUAAGUUAAAUGUUGGUGGCUUCAAGCAGUCAGUGGAUCAGAAAACCCUACUCAGAUUCCCUCAUACCAGGCUGGGAAAACUGCUCAACUGCCGCUCGGAAGAAGCCAUACUUGAACUGUGCGAUGACUACAAUGUGGCGGAUAAGGAAUAUUACUUUGACCGAAAUCCUUCCCUAUUUAGAUACAUUCUGAAUUUUUACUACACUGGCAAAUUGCAUGUCAUGGAGGAGCUGUGUGUCUUUUCUUUUUCCCAAGAGAUAGAAUAUUGGGGAAUCAAUGAACUGUUCAUCGACUCCUGCUGCAGCAAUAAGUACCAGGAAAAAAAGGAAAUUAUAGCCGAAAAAGACUGGGAUCAGAAAAGUGACAUCAUUAGCCUGGGCUCCUCUUCUUCUGACCAAUCGUCGGUGUUCGAAAGAGAACUGGAGAUGUUCGAUACGUUAAAAUUCGGCGACAUUCGCAGAAAAAUAUGGAUCCGACUGGAAAAUCCCGCCUAUAGCUUGUCUGCCAAACUUUUCGCCAUCGCCUCCUUAAGUGUGGUCUUAACCUCCAUCGUAGCCAUGUGCAUUCACAGCAUGCCGGAGUUCAAGAAACUAGACGCCAAUGACAGGGAGCUCGAAGAUCCCGUCCUAGCGGUGGUGGAGAUUGUGUGCAUCAUCUGGUUCACUUCAGAGUUAGUCAUCAGGCUUAUUGUAGCUCCUUCCCAGAAAAAAUUCUGGAAGAACCCCAUGAACAUCAUCGAUUUUGUCUCCAUUAUCCCAUUUUAUGCCACUUUGGUCGUAGACGUAAACGAUGAGGAAAACGAAGGCAUAGAAAACAUGGGCAAAGUGGUCCAGAUUCUCAGACUGAUGCGAAUAUUUAGGAUCUUAAAGCUCGCAAGACAUUCAGUUGGGUUACGAUCCUUAGGGGCCACUCUGAAGCACAGUUAUCACGAGGUGGGGCUUUUACUUUUAUUUUUGGCUGUGGGGAUCUCCAUUUUUUCUGUUCUGGUUUAUUAUGUAGAAAAAGACGAAGACCAAUCAGGGCUGCACAGUAUCCCUAUGUGCUGGUGGUGGGCAACUAUUAGCAUGACCACGGUUGGCUAUGGGGAUACCCACCCAGUUACGCUGUUUGGAAAGCUUGUUGGCACUGUUUGCAUCAUCUGUGGCAUAUUAGUGGUUGCGCUUCCGAUAACUAUCAUUUUUAACAAAUUUUCUAAGUACUACCAAAAGCAAAAAGCCAUAGACGUGGAUGGGUGCAAUGACGACGAACAAAAGGAUAAGUUCAAUGACUUACCGUAUUUCAAUAUAAGAGAUAUAUAUGCAAGACGGAUGAACUCCUUUAUCUCGAGUCUCUCUUCCGUAGGGAUUAUUGCAAGCGGCAAUGACUCGACCGAUGCUUCCAGCAUCCAAGAAAUUGAGGAUGCUUUCCCGCCAACGUUGAAAUGAGAUUGUGAUAGAUUCCUUUAUUCUGAUUUUCUCAUUUUUCUUAUAUUGCUACCUCCAUGUCCUGUACCCUUCUCCUUGUUUUCUGUAGCUCCCCGAAGUUGUUUUAUGUUUCACUGUAUCAGGGCCAGCCUUAGGGUGAAUAGUGCACUGUACAAAAUAGAAAAUGUGCAAAACUUGCCCAAGGGCUCAUUUAUGAAUGCAAGUCAGGGUGCAAAAAGCUCAAAUGGACCUAAAACUGAAUGCAUCAACACUAUGGGGCAGAUUUACUAAAACUCGAAUUUAUCUAAUUUUAUUAUUUUUGAAAUUACAGG